AGCUCCUCCCUUAUAAGGUGGGGUAAUGCUCACCAACGGUUAACGAAACGUCACUGGCUGUGGGGCACGGCACUUUCAGUGAGUGAGGCGCGUGCCUUACACAUCCAUCGAUUCCGUGACCACAGCACGGCCACCGACGACACUCUUCCAAUGCUCACCUUUAACUUUGAAUCAAACACCGGACUAUACGUGCUACUUAAUCUUUAUUCCCACCUUGACCAUCCUCGGCCCAUGCCACACAGUUCCGAACUUUGAUCUCGCCACCUUCCGCGUAGAUGAUGGGCCUAGAAUAGCGCCGGUCCGACUAGCUUCAUUUCCAUAUCAACACAAUAACACGCAAGUCGAGAUACUAUGACGGCUCAAGCAACAGCCAUGGAGGCCCUUCAGAAGGAGCUGGACCGGCUCAACCGGACACCCGGUCUGUCCGCGACGAUAGACAAGGUUGAUAAGAUCAUUGAAAUGCUCACCUCGGUGAAGGACCAGAUUGUCCAAAGUGGCAUGGACACACACGUAGCCAGCAUGUCCAUCACAAGAACUCAGAACCCAAUCAAGUCAACGUUUGAAAAGAUAAACGAUGAUCUCAAAGGCGUGACGGCAACUCAGAGGAAGCUGGGCAAGAUGCUAGACAAGCACUUCCCCCUCAAGGACCUACCAUCAGAACACGACGCUAUGGCAGACCAAGAACCGUUGAUAAAUCGUGCCAUUUCUAUGCAUUUGCUGCGCGAGGGACAGUUCUCGGUGGCCUCCACUUUCAUAGAAGAAACAGGGGACGCGGCAACUCUUGACAAUGUCAACGCGGUAAUCGAGGGUCAAGAUCAGGCGAACGCGAGCGACAACUAUGACGACGAGCCAAUGGAUGAAGACAGGGACGACGACGACGACGACGAAGACGAAUACAUGAGCCCCCUCGAAGGCGUUGCAAGUUUAGGCUUCAGACAGCUCCAAAACCUCUCCUCCCUCCAGUCCCACGAACUCGAAGCGAAAUUCUCCCAAAUGUACACCAUCCUCCAAGACAUCAAAUCCCGGAACCUGCUUUCCGCAAUAGAGUGGGCCCGGAGCAACUCGGUCGAGCUCGAAGCCCGCGGCAGCAACCUUGAGUUCGAGCUCAGCAGGCUGCAAUACGUCUGGCUCUUCAAGGGUCCUUCGGUCAACGGGCUGCCCGAUAACGAGCUCAACGGCACAGCAGGAGCACUCCUAUACGCCCAACAAAACUUCUGGCGGUUCGGCAACCGCUACAUCGGCGAGAUUCAACAGCUUGCUAACGCGCAAAUCUACGCUCGCAACCUUUCCGAGUCGCCCUACCGACACAUCUUCUCGACGGAAACCGCCUUCGCGGACGUGGCCUCGUCCUUCACGCGCGAGUUCUGCAGCCUUUUGGGCUUGUCAGCCGAGUCCCCCUUAUACAUCGCCGUAACAGCAGGCGCGCUGGCUCUUCCACUCCUAAUCAAAUACCAGCAAGCCACACGAGCUAAGGGGACCGAGUGGACAACAACAAACGAGCUAGCUUUCGAGACCCCUCUCCCAGAACGCAUGCUGUACCACUCCAUUUUUGUUUGUCCCGUUUCCAAGGAGCAGACCACCGAACAAAACCCGCCGAUGAUGAUCCCCUGCGGACACGUGCUGGCCAAGGAGACGCUGCAGAGGCUGCUGAAGGGAACGCGCUUCAAGUGUCCGUAUUGUCCGGCCGAGGGCUUGGAGAAGGAUGCCAGACGUAUUAUGAUUUAGAAGAGCCAUUAUGUCGAUUUGUCUGUUAUGGAUAUCCCAUCGACUAUUUUUCGUAGGCCGCGUAGGCCGGUCCGGUUCGAGGGGAAUGGAAGGCUAGUGCCACGACGAUGACUUCAUCAAGCAGCGAUUUCUUUUAUUGGGGGGGUCUUUUUAUCUUUUGUCUA
Messenger RNA from Neurospora tetraspora, 1889 nucleotides. RefSeq names its product CTLH/CRA C-terminal to lish motif domain-containing protein. Gene Ontology annotation, molecular function: ubiquitin protein ligase activity; protein binding. The coding region runs from base 352 to 1725 and encodes 457 amino acids. The transcript has 2 exons. NCBI's taxonomy places the organism in Eukaryota, Fungi, Ascomycota, Sordariomycetes, Sordariales, Sordariaceae. Gene Ontology annotation, cellular component: cytoplasm; nucleus; GID complex. Gene Ontology annotation, biological process: proteasome-mediated ubiquitin-dependent protein catabolic process. The record is from RefSeq and is a predicted model, not a curated record.